CCUAACAAGCCGAGAAAAACAACAAUGGUUUAAUAUGUUAAAUUUCGCAUAUUUAUUCCAAUUUGUUCGUCUUUUGUGUGCAACCAGUGUUUUUCUCGUGUAAUUAGCAACAAAAAUGUCCUAAAGUUCCUCGGUAUUUCCGAAAAAGCAGUGAGAAAACGUGCAAAAACAGUAAGACGCAUCCGCUGAGUCGCAAUGGAAACGAAAUUAGAAGUGAAAACAAAGGAAAGUCCGAAGAAUCCGGAAGCAAAGAAAAGUGAUAGCUCCAAGUCGUCGUCGCAUCAUCAUCGACACCGCGAUCAUCAUCACAAGAGCUCCUCCAAGGACAAGGAUCGCGACAAGGAGCGUUCUAAAGACAAAGAAAAGGAUCGAAAACGUCGAAGAAUUGCAUCAGACAGCGAAGAAGACGAAAUAAAGCGAAAAUCGGUGCCCAAUAGCACGGAAAAAUUGUACAAAAGUCACGACAAGUCCUCGAACAAUCAUCAGCAGGACAAGGAAAAUGUCAAGGGGACCGCAAUUGUCGAACAACUCAAGCCUCUGGAGAUAAAUGGAGGGCAUCCGAGUCCAAUUCCGCCUCAAUUACCGUCGCCAUCGCUCAUAAAUCACCCGAAUAUUUACUUAACUUAUGGAAAAUUUGUGCCAGACACCACCGAAGUGAAAAAACAAGAAGUCUUCAUCAAGAAGGAAUACUUGCCGGCGCCCCCAAAGCUCUUGGCGAAGGAAAAAACACGUGACGAUGUCACGCGAACCUUGAAUUUUGGUCAAACGACGAGUCAAUUGACGAAUGGAAGUGCUACGACAAACGGCGUGCAUGCCGCAAAUGAAGCAAGUACAAAUAUUCUCGUGAAACACGAAACGCCGAAGCUAAAAACGGAGACAGAAAUCAAAAAGGAGCCUCUUGAACAACAGGAAAUCAAAAAAAUCCACAGUGAUACGCCUCAAACAGUCCCCGAAACGCCCCCAAAUGGCAAAAUAUCCGCGGAAAAAUCAGAAAAAAAGGAUCGCGACAAGCACAAAUCCUCCUCGAGUCAUCACAAGUCGUCGUCAUCUCACCGUAACAGCAGCAGCAGUCACUCAAGUAGUCGAAAAGACUGUUCCCGAUGUUAUAAGCGAUCGAAAAUUAAGCGUGCCAAUAUCGGGAUUCAAUGUCGUCGCGACAAAACCGCGUCAAGUACAGCCACAGAGCCCAUUUCUCAGAAUUUUGGCGCCCCGACACCCACAAAUCGCAUCCCAACCGUCAACCGGGACACAAAUUGCAUCCGCACAGGUCUCGAGGGCCUCAAAUACGGCAAAUUUAUGCGAAUUGAAGUGCAUCCCAAUGGCGGUGCGUCGUUCGUGCAUCUCUAUCAGGACGAAAUUAAUUCACUUUCGCCCACGGAAAUGGACGAACUCGUCGAGGAAUUCUUCAAAGUUGUCUUCAGCGAGGACGAGAAUGGCUUUGCGCAUCACAUUAUGGGCAUUGUGCACGAUGCCGCCGCCUAUAUACCCGAUUUGCUCGAACACAUGGCGGAAAAUUACGCAAAUUUGACGGUAAAGGCGGGCGUGCUCGGCAGAAAUAACGACAUCGAGACAUGCACGAUGCACGAAUACAAUGAACAUGUGAUAAAGAAUUAUGGGCAUGGCACGAUACGGUAUGGCCCGUUGCAUCAAAUCAGUAUUGUUGGCAAGGUGCACGAAGAAGUUGGCGGAUAUUUUCCAGAUCUCAUCGCGCGUAUUGAGAAAAAUCCGUUUUUGUAUCAGACGAUGCCCUGGGGGCCCCUCUCGAUACUCAAAAUGGAUCCCCGUUUAUCGAAUGAUGGUCCAAUUUUGUGGAUCAGACCGGGAGAACAGCUAAUACCGACAGCUGAGUUGAGUAAAACUCCGUUGAAGCGACAGAGGACACGCAUUAAUGAGUUGAGAAACUUGCAAUAUUUGCCUCGAGUUGCUGAACAACGUGAAAUAAUGUUUGAAGAUCGAACGAAAGCUCAUGCGGAUCAUGUUGGGCAUGGUCUUGAUCGAAUGACGACAGCUGCAGUUGGUAUCUUAAAAGCCGUUCAUUGCGGCGAAAAACCCACGCAAAAUCGCAUCACAAAAGACGUCGUUGCCUUUGCGGCGCAACACUUUAACGAGCUCGUCGAAAAGCUUCAGCUGGAUUUGUACGAACCACCGAUAUCGCAAUGCGUGCAAUGGAUCGAAGACGCCAAACUGAACCAGCUGCGUCGCGAGGGCAUCAAAUACGCGCGCAUCAAUUUGCACGAUAACGACAUUUAUUUUUUGCCGCGCAACAUCAUCCAUCAAUUCCGCACCGUGACAGCCGUCUCGAGCAUUGCCUGGCAUUUGCGCCUCAAGCAAUACUAUCCCGAUCAGGAAGUUGUGAACGAACUCGCGCACAAUUACGAGAUCCAGACGCCGCAUUAUCGCGAAAAACAAACGAUUUUGCCGCAUCCCGUGUCGGAAGAGAAACGAACGCCCGCCAAACAUCGCGAUGGCGUCAAACCAAAAUCCGCGAAGAAAAACAAGUCGGAAAAGAAGAGACCGCCAUUGUCGCAAGAAGGAAUUGAUAUGCGAAAGAACGAAAUGAGUGUCGAAGAGGAAAAAGCGCGGAAGGAACGACGCAAGGAAAAAUAUCGAGAAAAGCAUAAGAAAGAAAAACGAUCAAAAUCCAAAGAAAAUUCCGCCUCAUUCCCGUCAAACGUCAAUUCAGUGGUGCAAGAAACCCCUUUUCAGCAAGAAGUCCCAGCAUUCCUCCAUCCGCAAAAUAAUUUCGUUCAAAUGGAGCCGGAAGCUCUGAUCGAAACGGAAAUAAUUCACGAAGAAGUUGUGAUGCAAGACGACGAAAUCCCCUACGUUGGCAAUAUCGCGGUCGAAGUCGAGGCAGAAUCCGAACCGUUCCUUACAAAUGGCGACACUUCACCUCCAAACACGACGAUGACGACGACGACGACGGAACCGCAAGCAGAUCUCCUUAACACAAUUAUCUCAAAUAUGUCGUCAGAGAAAUCUGCGCCGCAAACAAACGAUUAACGUGAUUUCUUACACAAUUUUUAUCAUUCUUACACAAAACCCCACAUUUGUUGAUUAAUUACGUAAGAAACAGAAGAAAAAGCUGGAAAUUUAAGGAAAUGUGUCAUUAAAACGAAAAUUGUUACACAAAAAAAAACACACAUACACGCAUAUAGAAUCUAGAAGAUAUAGAUUUGUAAGUGAUUUUGAAUCGUUAGAAAAAUCUUGUUGGUCUUAGUCCGCGAGAAAACGUAGAAAUUUAAUUUAUUAUUCGUGCUAGGAUAGUUAACACAGUUUAAAGAAAAAAGUUUUUCAACUUUCUUUUUUUUUAAUAAUUUAAAUUAAAUUUUAAAUCCCUUAAGUUUCACGGUAUUCAAAAAAAAAAAACUUGAAACGAGCUCGAAAUGGUCCAUCAAAGUUUUCUUCUUAUCAAAAACGCCAAAGCUUUAGCCUGUAUAAAUUUAUGAUGGAUCUCGUCGUGUAUUUAUUAGCAACUGCAAUUUUUUGUCUGCCGUGCUUCCAAAAAAAAAUACUUUAACCCCAAAAUAUUUUAAUUUCUUGACUUUCUCUGAAUUAAAUUUUUUUUUAUUUAAAAAAAAAAAAGAAAAAUUAUAUAAAUUAUAUAUAUAUGAAGAAAGCUUUCGUGUGGCAAACAUUUAAUGGUAAUUUUAAGAUUUAAAAAAAAAUUAGAAACAUUCGGAUUUUUCGAAAUUUAAAAAAAAAAAAAUAAAAUAAAAUUCUUUGCUCUGAAAGAGAAUUUAUAAAUUAAUAAUAUUUAAUAUAAUAAUUGCAAAAAAAUACAACUUAAAUUCUUUACUUUAAU
Messenger RNA from Culicoides brevitarsis, 3805 nucleotides. Its product is annotated as lysine-specific demethylase RSBN1L-like. Bases 196 to 3003 code for a protein of 935 amino acids. The record is from RefSeq and is a predicted model, not a curated record. Gene Ontology annotation, cellular component: nucleus. The transcript has 6 exons. NCBI's taxonomy places the organism in Eukaryota, Metazoa, Arthropoda, Insecta, Diptera, Ceratopogonidae.